Molecule: messenger RNA, 1107 nt
Organism: Saxophila tyrrhenica
Lineage: Eukaryota; Fungi; Ascomycota; Dothideomycetes; Mycosphaerellales; Extremaceae
Product: D-amino acid oxidase
Exons: 5
Coding region: 1-1107 (368 amino acids)
Biological process (GO): D-amino acid catabolic process
Cellular component (GO): cytoplasm
Molecular function (GO): D-amino-acid oxidase activity; FAD binding
Source: RefSeq, a predicted model, not a curated record
AUGCAACAGAAGAAUGUCGUUGUCCUUGGUGCUGGAGUCUCCGGGCUGACGACCGCUCUGCUUCUCUGCAAGACGAGGAAGUACAGCAUCACGAUCAUCGCGAAGCACAUGCCAGGAGACUAUGACAUCGAAUAUGCCUCUCCAUGGGCAGGGGCGGAUUUUGUGCCACCGCACGUCGGCAUGGGAGUCUCGAUGAAGGAGCCGCUUGAGCUCGCAACCUGGCCGGAGCUGGAGAGGUUGGCACGAGAGCAGCCGGAAGCUGGUAUUCACUUGCAAGAAUCGAUCUUCUACCGAAGGACCAAAGAUCGAGACAACGAGAAAGGAAAGUACGUCGAAGAUUUGAUGAGAGACGACAAUCCUUUCAGAAGGAUGCUGCCGAACUUCCGGAUUCUACAUAGGAAUAAGCUACCACAAGGCAUGGAUGCGGCCGUGUCGUAUACCAGUGUGUGCAUCAAUACCUCUUUGUACCUACCGUGGCUGGCUUCGCAAUGCUUGAAGGCCGGCGUUGUCAUGAAGAGAGGCAUUCUUAACCACAUCUCGGACGCAGCAGCCCUGCACCAUUCCAGCAGUCCCGCGGAGCUUGUCGUCAACUGCACUGGCCUCUCUUCCCUAAGGCUGGGUGGCGUCGAAGACCUUACCUUGUACCCGUCUCGCGGCCAGACAGCCAUUGUGCGCAACGAGCCAGGUGUGAUCAUGGCCUCAACCGGAACCGACGAGGAAACGGAGUCGACAUAUAUCAUGGACCGCGCUGCUGGCGGUGGGUGCGUUCUCGGCGGGUGCUCAGUAAAGAACAGCUGGGACAGCCAACCAGAUCCGAAUCUUGCCAUCCGCAUCAUGAAGCGAGCCGUGGAGUUGUGUCCGAGCCUGGUGCCUCCAGGUCAGGGUAUUGAAGCGUUGAGUGUCGUUCGCCAUGCCGUUGGUCUGAGACCGAUGAGGAAAGAUGGCAUCAGGAUUGAGAAGGAGACCGUCCGACAUCCGGAUAGGAGGCCAGUGACUGUCGUCCACAACUACGGCCACGGAGGCGCUGGGUACCAGACGUCGUAUGGUGCUGCGAAGAAGGCGGUUGCGCUGGUCGAGGACCGUUGGACGACACAAGCCAGGUUAUGA